This is a messenger RNA of Diceros bicornis minor, 1176 nucleotides long. RefSeq names its product ral guanine nucleotide dissociation stimulator-like. Gene Ontology annotation, biological process: positive regulation of GTPase activity; Ras protein signal transduction. The record is from RefSeq and is a predicted model, not a curated record. The coding region runs from base 220 to 558 and encodes 112 amino acids. Gene Ontology annotation, cellular component: plasma membrane. Gene Ontology annotation, molecular function: guanyl-nucleotide exchange factor activity. The transcript has 5 exons. NCBI's taxonomy places the organism in Eukaryota, Metazoa, Chordata, Mammalia, Perissodactyla, Rhinocerotidae.
UCUCUAGCGCUGGAGCCAGCAUCCCCUCCAUCAGCGGCAUUGGAGCUGGAGCAAGGGCCAACAUCGGCUCCAGCAGGAGUGGGAGCUGCUGAGCUGGAGUCACCUGGACCAUCAUUUCUAGUGGGAAGUCCAUCUCCAUUUGUGGCUGUUAAGGAGCGUGAGAAGAAGCCUAACCUCACGGCCUUCCCUCCUAAGCUGGUGGUGGAGCAGUUGACCGUGAUGGAUGCGGAGCUCUUCCAGAAGGUGGUGCCCUCUCAGUGCCUGGGCUCCACCUGGGGCAAGAGGAACAAGCCCGGCCAUGAGCACCUGGCACCCACCGUCCGGGCCACUCUCGACCACUUCAGAAGGGUAGCCAGCCUCGUCAUCACCACCUACCUUGGGGACCCGAGCAUGAUGGCCCAGGACAGGGAGUGGGAGAGCCUGAAGAACUCCUCUCUCUGCACUGUCAUCUCUGUUCUGCAGAAAACAUCCAUAUGCCACCUGAAGAACACAUGGGGGAAGUUUCCUGGCAGAGCUCUGAAAAACUUAAGGAGCGCUAUAGCCAAGACGAGUCUUUGAGCAGAGAACUGAUGACCAAGGUUAACAAGCAGAGGGAUCUGUUCUGCCCAUGGGCAGGUGGGGUGCCAUUUUUGGGUAGGAGGCCUUGGUCAUGGGACACAGUGGUGUUGGCUGGGCUGUUCCAGGAGGAGUUGCUGAGCUGGCGCCAUCAGCAGGUCUCUGGCUUCCAUGCACAUCCAUCCUGCUGGAUGUAGCUUUUUCCAGGCUGUUGGGUGGUUGGCGUGGGUUUAGCCCUCAGCCUAAACCUGUCCUCAGGAAGCCAGGACCCUGCCGCUCCUUCUAUCUUCACCAUGUCUCCAAGGGGAGGGCACCUUGCCUGCCCCAGGGACGGGCACAGCAGGGGAUUCCCCUGGCCCAGGUGGACAAAGAGGCUGCUCAUCCUUGGAUCUGAACGGCUGGACCAGAGACAGAUGUGUGUGCAUUGUGGGACUCCCCACUGGACCCCUAGAGCAGUCACUCGAGUCAACCACAGGAGUCUCACCUGAGUGCCUGGUUGGCAAUGACUUAGGUCCCAGGUGGCUUAUGAGUAGCGUCUAGGCAACUGAUGGAUUCUUAGUGGAUCCUGCUGAAAGGACGUUAGGAGCUUCAUGUAAACGGGGAAGCAAAGCGUCCUGUCAC